AAGCGUGACACCCUGAGAAAGAUGGCCGCCGGAAGAACGAACCUCUUGAGUAAUGGCGACAUCUUUUCUGUUGACGCGAGAAUAUGCGCGAAGUCACUGUAAACCCGUUGUUAUUGGAUACAAAAGCCUCGCACUUAUUAGGAAGCUGGAAGUUUAGCUUCAUAGCACACGAAAACAAUAAAGUUAAACACAAGUUAUAAUGUUCAAACGGAUAUUUUUUAGAUAAGUCACAGAUCAUGGAGCAAAGUGAUCUCUCUGAUGAUUUGGGGCUUCAGUUCCAAAAGCAGGAGAAAAUAAAGCGGGAUGGAAAAAGAGAGACAGUAUCCAACAAUUUUAAUGUCAGUGGCAGCCAAUAUGAUCAGGCUGACAGUGCUGAUGACAGGGUGUUGCAGCAAGAAAAUCAGACACUUUUAGACAAAUUGAGAGAGCUAAAAGAUGAAAAUGGCCGACUCUUUAAACUUCUGGGUGAAAAGGAUUUUGAGAUUAAGCACCUAAAAAAGAAAAGAGAAGAAGAAAGGCUGGCCUUUUCAGGCACAUCUGGCUUGACAGGAGCAAUAGCUACCACCAAAAUUGUUGAGCUUUCCAAAAAGAACAGGGAACUAAGUGCUGAAAUUGAGAGAGAGAAGAUUAGGUCCAAGGAAAGCAGCGACCAAAUCAAAGAGCUUGAGAAAGAGCUGCAGGCUGCUUUGGUGAACUGUCAACCUGGGCACAAGAGUGACUCAAAGUUACUAGACAACUCAUCUGAAAAGGAAAGUCCAGCAGUCAGACCUCUGCAGGAAAAAUUAGCAGCUGCUCAACUGAAAGUGGCUGAAUAUCGCAACCAGGUUCAAUCCACCAAACAGGAGCUAAAAGUGGCACAGAGGGUGAUAAUCAGUGAGGUUGGAGAGGAAGUUAACCUUCAGCAAUUACUGAGCUGCCCUGGGAGCUUUAGAGGGCGAUCACAGCAGAUCCUGGCACUUCAGACAAGGGUUCGAGAUCUUGAGCAGCAGCUCAGCCUGGCAACUCGGCACAAACAGGCGAGUGACCUCAGUGUAGAGAAAGAGCUUCCGAGCGCUGGUGUCUAUCAUAAAAGCCCUCACAGCGAGAGGAACCUCAACUACAUCCGCACUAUUGAGAAAGGAAAGAAGGAAGCGUUUGAGAGGCUCUCAGCGGAUUAUGAAGCACUCCUCAAAGAACAUGAAGAUGUGAAGAAAAGACUGGAAGCUUCUAAAGCUCGGAGCAAAUCUCAAUCCACUGAAAUAAAAAUGCUGAAGGCUCAGGUCACCACCCUUUUGGAGACAAGUAAACAGAACGAGGAACUAAUCAGUGCCAUGCUGAAGCAGCAGAGUCAGACUCAGAUGGUGCUGAAACAGUUCAGCCAACAGCAGAGUGAGCACAAACUAAACCUGACUGAGUCUGUAGAGAGCAGCGCUCUGAUCCAGAAGCUGAAGCAGGUGGUUGCUGAGAAAGACGUAAAGAUCAAAGAGCUGCAAAAGCGGCUGCAACAAUUCAGUAGGCUUCGGAAGGAAGAGAGUGUGGACAGAUGUUCAAGUUCCACGUUAACAAGCUGCAGUUCAGAUAUGUCACCAGAAGAUGGCGACGUUAACAAAAGAAUUACUUCAGAUUCAGUCUCUAAAUAUGGGCACAGACUUGUGGUACCUGGUAUGGGACACAACAUAGAAUACAAGAGCCUGUGUUGUCCACACUGUUCUGCUGAUGUGAGUUUGCUGAUGACCCAGAGCGAUGAGUAUAAAAUCCUCAGUGUGGAGAAGGACCGACUCCUUGAGAUGGUUCAAGAUCUGCAGAUGAAGGUCUGCUGGGAACGUCUGGCAGAGUCUCCUGUCAGAAGGAGCUUCAAAUCCCACCUCCGACAGAACUUCCAAAACCCGGGGGAGGCAGGGGACAUUGAGUCUGAAUGGACCCUGUUCCGUGCCUCCAUUGUUGAGGCGGCCGACCGGAGCUGUGGUCGCAGGAUCGGCGGUGCCUGUCGUGGUGGCAACCCCCGAACCCGCUGGUGGACACCAGCGGUUAGGGAUGCUGCCAAGCUAAAGAAAGAGUCCUUUCAGGUCUUUUUGGCCUGUGGGACUCCAGAGGCAGCUGACGGGUACUGGCAGUUCAAGCAGAACGCGGCUCGGGUGGUCGCCGAGGCAAAAACCCGGGCAUGGAAGGAGUUCGGUGAAACCAUGGAGCAAUACUUCCGUAUGGCUUCGAGGAGAUUCUGGUCCACCAUCCGGCGCCUCAGGGGGAGGAAAGCAGUGCACUACCAACACUAUCUAUAGUGGGGACGGUGCUGCUGACCUCUACUCAGGACGUUGUGGAUCGGUGGGCAGAAUACUUUGAAGACCUCUUCAAUCCCACCGACACGUCUUCCAGUGAGGAAGCAGAGUCUGGGGACUUUGGGUUGGCCUCUCAAAUCUCUGGUGCUGAGGUCACUGAGGUGGUUAAAAAGCUCCUCUGUGGCAAGGCUCCAGGGGUGGAUGAGAUCUGCCCGGAGUUCCUUAAGGCUCUGGAUGUUGUGGGGCUGUGUUGGCUGACGCGGCUCUGCAAUAUCGCGUGGACAUCGGGGGCAGUCCCACUGGACUGGCAGACCAGGAUGGUGGUCCCCUUAUUUAAAAAGGGGGACCGCAGGGUGUGUUCCAACUACAGGGGGAUCACACUCCUGAGCCUUCCUGGUAAGGUCUAUUCAGGGGUUCUGGAGAGGAGGGUCCGUCAGAUUGUUGAACCUCAGAUUCAGGAGGAGCAAUGUGGAUUUCGUCCUGGCUGUGAAACACUGGACCAGCUCUAU
This is a messenger RNA of Nothobranchius furzeri (turquoise killifish), 2764 nucleotides long. It is a transcript of the gene ccdc13, whose product is annotated as coiled-coil domain containing 13. NCBI's taxonomy places the organism in Eukaryota, Metazoa, Chordata, Actinopteri, Cyprinodontiformes, Nothobranchiidae. Gene Ontology annotation, biological process: non-motile cilium assembly; cytoplasmic microtubule organization. The record is from RefSeq and is a predicted model, not a curated record. Gene Ontology annotation, cellular component: centriolar satellite.